GCCGCCUUUCUUGCCCGCAGAGGAGAAAAAAAUCCGCCUCCCAAUCCAACCCACGCCAUAUCGGAUUCUCUUCUUCUUUCUUACCUUACCCAAAAAACUUUCCCGAGAAAAUUAAAAGGAAAAAACCAGAAACUUCUUUAACAUUAAUGGACGCGACGACGCCCGUGAACUGGGAAGCACUCGACGCCCUGGUCAUCGAUUUCGCUAAAUCUGAGAACUUGAUCGAGGACUCCUUCGCGUCUUCUUCAUCGCCGUCGUCCGUACAUUCAUCGCCUUCCUCAUCUUCCUCCCCCUCUCUCUCCUCGUCUUCUUAUCAUUCCAGAUUGAUCAUUCGCCAGAUCAGACGGUCCUUGGAGUCCGGUGAUGUCGACGCCGCUAUCGAUAUCCUUCGCACCCACGCCCCUUUCAUUCUCGAUGAUCACAGGCUUCUCUUCCGUCUACACAAGCAGAAAUUUAUUGAACUCUUGAGAAGAGGAACUUUAGAGGAUCGUGACUCUGCAAUUAAUUGCUUGAGGACUUCUCUUGCUCCUUGUGCUCUUGAUGCAUACCCGGAAGCAUACGAGGAAUUCAAGCACGUUCUGCUUGCCUUUAUAUAUGACAAAGCGGACCAGAGUUCUCCAGUUGCAAAUGAGUGGUCUGAAAGGAGGAGGUUCGACAUUGCUGGCCUAUUAUCCACUGUAUUAAGAGCUCAUUUACAUGCAUAUGAUCCUGUAUUUUCAAUGACAUUAAGAUAUUUGAUAAGCAUACACAAGGGAUUUUGCUUUCGUCAAGGAAUAUCGUCACCCAUAUCAGAUCUUCCUGAAAGGUUGCUCCUUGAGGAGCGUGACCCUCCUGCAACACCCCAGGAGACGUUGUAUGAAGCACCUCCCUUUGAUGAGGUGGACAUUCAAGCACUUGCACAUGCUGUAGAGCUUACGAGACAAGGGGCAGUUGAUAGCUUAAGAUUUGCAAAGGGUGACUUAUUUCAGGCAUUUCAGAAUGAAUUAUGUCGGAUGAACUUGGAUGUCUCCAUGCUUGAUGAGCUUGUACGUGAAUAUUGUGUUUAUAGGGGCAUUGUGGAUUCUGUUUUUGCCUCCCCUUCUGGAAUUCAAACCCUUUCCAAACAGUUGAAAGUCGAUCAUCCAGUGCUUGGGUCUAGCUCAUCAAGAGAUCUCUCUCUCGAAGUGGAUUGUGGUGCCAGCAAAAAUUCAGAUGCUGACUCUUCCAUUAGUAAUGCUCACGUGGGUGGUUCACCUGAAAAGAAUGUUGAUGUGACUAGCAUGCAAGGAAUUGAUGUUGAACUACGAUAUGCAUUUGAGCCAACAACCAUUCAUGAAGACUGUAGCACCAGUGGAUCUCAUCAACCUGAAAAUCUGAGAAUUCAACAAAGAAGUAGAAUCAGUGCUGGAGAAAGGAGUAAGCGUAAGCGAUGGAGGGGGAGAAAUGACGAUGUAGGUUUUACUCCUACCACUUCUGUAGAUGAAUCUAGUAAGCAAGAUCUUAGCACGAGUAACACGGAACGUCAGGUUUUAGACAGGCAUCCCAUCCUAGAUAUUAAGAAUAGGGAGGAUAGAUAUGAGAUUAUUCUGGGGAUGAAGGAACUGGCUAGUAGAGGAAUGGCAGCAGAGGUUGUGGACGAAGUUAAUGCCCUAGAUCCAAACUUUUUUGUGCAAAAUCCUAUUUUUUUGUUCCAGCUUAAGCAGGUUGAAUUCCUAAAGUUGGUGAGUUCUGGGGAUUAUUCUGGUGGUCUGAGGGUUGCAUGCUCUCACUUAGGUCCUUUAGCUGCUAGUGAUCCCUCUUUACUGAAACCUUUGAAGGAGACUUUAUUGGCACUGCUCCAGCCUAAUGAAGAGGCAGUUGGAAAGGGCCUGCCUUUACAUGCUCUUGCAAGUUCACUCCAAGUUGCAAUUGGUAAGAGGCUUGGGAUCGAAGAACCCCAGCUUAUGAAGAUAAUUAGAACCACCCUUAACUCACAUAAUGAGUGGUUUAAGCUUCAAAUGUGCAAAGAUCGGUUUGAAAGUCUCUUGCAGAUUGAUUCCUUGAAAGAAGCUAAUCCUUCUUUGCUUACUAGUAUAACUACAUCAAAGAUGAAUACGGACAGAUCUUCGAAUGGAUCUCCCCAGGCCACUUUAUCUUCUAGCAGCAGGAUGUCAGAAGAUGGUAGCAGUCCCACUCAAACGUCAUCUAGAGAUGUUAUAUGUGAUGAAAAUGCAAUACUAAAAGUAAUGGAAUUUCUCGCAUUGCCGAGGGCUGAUGCCAUCCAUCUCCUCGCUCAGUACAAUGGGAACGCUGAGACAGUCAUUCAGCAAAUAUUUGCUUAGUUUGAAUUGUCUGAAAUGCCCCAACGGUUUGCUUAUAUAUUUAUCAUCACCGUUUUUUUUUUUUUCCUCCUUUUUCCUUUACGGGGUUGGUAGUUGUUGAUUCAAUUUAUGCGUUGUACUUUUACCUUGUAUAUAUAGAGGUAGGUUCAAAGGGUAAGCCCGGUAUAGUGGGAGGUUCGGGCAAUACUUGUAUUGUUGUUUGUACAAUAUCAGAGGUUUUUCCUUUGUCUCUGGAAAAGCAAUAAUUAAUAAAAAUGGAAUUAUUGGAUUG
Molecule: messenger RNA, 2571 nt
Organism: Morus notabilis
Lineage: Eukaryota; Viridiplantae; Streptophyta; Magnoliopsida; Rosales; Moraceae
Exons: 12
Coding region: 147-2300 (717 amino acids)
Source: RefSeq, a predicted model, not a curated record